AUGUACCAAAGUUAUCAAUCUGAUCGGUUUGUUGCAGCUCUAUGUGAUCCAAGAACUUCUUUUCAAUACAAAAUAAAUGAAAUUUUCCAAAUUGUGGAACCUCAAAAAAUUGAAUACAAAAAGAUUACUGUUAAAUUAAAAGUGAAAAGCCAUCCAACUAAAGUUUUGAGUAAGGAAGAUAUCAACAAUAUAAAGGCAUAUUUUGAUUGGUGUGGAUGGGCGCAUUACCUUCAAAUAUUUAUGAGACCAGACUUGAAAAUUUCGGAUGUUUUGACUUAUUUUAAUCGAGCAGGUGAUUCUUUAAAACCAGAUAAAGAUAUUGAUGAGGAUAUUUGCAAAAUUAAUAGUGAAAGACUUCCAAGAAUUUUCAUAUUUAUUAAUACCCCCAAAUUCUUCAAAAUAUUCAAUAGAUUAUUGAAUUUUUAUUCAAACUCAAUGGAUUCAAGUUAUUGUUCACGAUAUCAAUUGGUUGGUAAAGUUAUUCAAAAACCUAGUUCAAAUUAUAUUAGUAUUGAAGGAACGAUACCUCAUCGUAAUUGUGUUUAUUUCUUUUGUCCUCUCAAAUCAGCUCGUGAAGAGUUACGUAUCAAUGAAGAUUUCAUAAAGGGCUGGUCAAAACUCUUUAAAAGUUUAUGGAAUAAACAUGCCAAAUUAUUAUUUUUAGGUUUAGAUAAUGCAGGUAAAACUACUUUAUUACAUAUGUUAAAAAAUGAUAGAUUAGCUACUUUACAACCAACUUUACAUCCAACUUCAGAAGAAUUAGCAGUUGGUACUGUUAGAUUCACCACAUUUGAUUUAGGUGGUCAUCAACAAGCACGUCGUGUUUGGAAAGAUUAUUUCCCAGAUGUUAAUGGAAUUGUAUUUUUAGUUGAUACUGCUGAUCCACAAAGAUUUGAAGAAUCAAAAGCUGAAUUAGAUGCUCUUUUAGCUAUUGAAGAUUUAGAAAAAGUUCCAUUUUUAAUCUUGGGUAAUAAAAUUGAUUCACAAAAAGCUGUUUCUGAAAAUGAAGUUAGACAAGCUUUAGGUCUUUAUCAAACUACUGGUAGAGGUAAUGUUACUUUAGGUGAAAGAAUUAGACCAAUUGAAAUCUUUAUGUGUUCUGUUGUUUUGAGACAAGGUUAUGCUGAAGGUUUUAGAUGGUUAUCUCAAUACAUUUAA
Molecule: messenger RNA, 1158 nt
Organism: Hansenula ciferrii
Lineage: Eukaryota; Fungi; Ascomycota; Saccharomycetes; Phaffomycetales; Wickerhamomycetaceae
Gene: SAR1
Product: Arf family GTPase SAR1
Exons: 2
Coding region: 1-1158 (385 amino acids)
Biological process (GO): vesicle organization; membrane organization; intracellular protein transport
Cellular component (GO): endoplasmic reticulum exit site; COPII vesicle coat
Molecular function (GO): GTP binding; GTPase activity
Source: RefSeq, a predicted model, not a curated record